Messenger RNA from Spirodela intermedia, 2712 nucleotides. NCBI's taxonomy places the organism in Eukaryota, Viridiplantae, Streptophyta, Magnoliopsida, Alismatales, Araceae. The record is from the annotation of a GenBank genome assembly.
AUGGGAGAGAUCAGGUCCCCCGUGAGCUCCUCUCUGCCGGCGCCAGCCGGAGAAGCGACAUCGGAGUCAUUCCGGCGGCAAAAGCUGGGAAUAUACUUCGCGGAGAGCGACGAAAGGAAAACCCAUCUGGGAAUCUUCAGCUCCCACCUGGGGACUACACCAGUCGAUAUCCGUGGGAGGCCCAUCGAGGAUCUCUCGAAGACGGGCGGUUGGACCGCCGCGUUCUUCAUCUUCGGUCCGUUGACUCUCCAUCUUGAAGCAUCCGAUGUCUUCUUUUCUCGUCUCGUACCCAGAGAAGCUUGCUCUUGAUGCAUAACUCUUCAACCCCCAAAUGUCGGCCCUGGUUUCCUAGAAGAGUAUUACCAAGUACCUCAGUGUUCUUCAGAGGGGAAAUCCCACGUCUCAUGAAGAAUACCAGUCCCAGUUCCAGUUCCCUCCCUACGUAUCAAGCUUCCACACUCUCUUUCCUCCCUAUCUUCUCUGAUAGUUUUAAGCAUUCUGUUUGGCCAUGAAUUUCCUGUCCGUUUUCGUAUAUGCUUUUCACGGAGAAUCUCGAGAGUUUGAUAUUCUGUUGCCUUUUCUACAACAUCCGACGAUUAAUUUUCACGUAUUUUCUUUCUUGAAUGAGAACACACCCACCCAUCUCGCAAGACUGAUUCAGGAUCCAAUCCCCUGAAGAAUUUCGCGCACAUGGUUGUAGGAAAUGAAGUGGCGGAGCGAUUAGCCUAUUUUGGGCUCUCGGUGAACAUGGUGGCAUUUAUGUUUUAUGUCAUGCAUCGGCCUUUCACAAGCGCAGCAAACGCGGUGAACACCUUCCUCGGCAUCUCGCAGGCAUCAUCUGUAAUCGGGGGCUUUCUUGCCGACGCUUAUCUUGGCAGAUACUGGACGAUUGGCAUCUUUUCCACCAUCUAUCUUAUUGUAAGUGGUGGCCUCCUUUCGGCGUUUAAUGCGUUUCUUGUCUUUCAAACAACAAUGGGGCCCAGAUAAACUUGCUCCCGCCCGUGAUCUUUAUUUUCCAGCGGGAUCUGCUUCAAGUUUUUUUUCUUUCUCAGCUCUGACCAUUUAUUUUGCUCCACCUUACGCAUGCAACUACGGAGAUCACUCCUUCAUUUUUCCUUUCCCUGAUAUUUUAUUUCCAAAACGUUUGAAGGGUCUGAUAGGAAUCACGAUAUGCGCGUCGAUGGGCACCUUUCUUCCGGAUCAAACUCACUGCGAUCAGCUGUCCCUUCUCUUGGGCAUGUGUGAGCAGGCAAAACCAUGGCAGAUGGGGUACUUGUACGUCGUCCUCUACAUAACCUCUUUUGGGUCUGCUGGAAUAAGGCCCUGUGUUUCCUCUUUCGGCGCCGAUCAGUUUGACGAACGGGACAAGGAUUACAAGGCCCUCCUGGACCGGUUCUUCAAUUUCUUCUACCUCUCCGUCACAAUUGGAGCAAUCGCCGCCUUCACCUUGGUAGUCUACGUUCAAAUUGAGCGCGGAUGGGCCUAUGCCUUUGGCCUGAUGGCGCUGGCCAUGGGCGUCUCCAACGCAUUGUUCUUCGCCGGGACUCCUCUGUACCGGCACCGACUUCCCGGAGGCAGCCCCUCUGACCCGCGUCGCCCAAGUUCUCGUCGCAGCCUUUCGGAAGAGGAGCGAGCCAUUCUCAAGCAGCAAAUUCGUCGGCCUCUACGAACUCCCCGGCGAACAGUCCGCCAUUAAAGGCAGCGGGAAGAUAGACCAUACCGACGAUUUCAGGUGCACUACCGUGCCGAAGAAAUCGUUCAAGCUUCGAUCUUUUCCAUUUUAUUUGUCUGGAGAGAACCCUAGUUGAUGAUAAUACUUAGCUGGUUGGGCUGUGCAGAUGGCUGGACAAGGCGGCGCUGCAGCUGGACGAUGGGCCUGAACCGAGCCCCUGGAGGCUAUGCACGGUGACCCAGGUCGAGGAGGUCAAGAUCCUGCUGAGGCUUCUCCCCAUACCUGCAUUCACCAUAAUGCUCAGCGUCAUCUUCACCGAGUUUCUGACCCUGUCGAUCCAGCAAGCGUACACCCUGAACACCCACAUGGGCGGGCUGAAGCUCCCCGUGACGUGCAUCCCUGUCUUCCCCGCGUUGAGCAUCUUCCUCCUCUUGUCCCUCUACUACUCCACCUUCGCUCCUCUCUCGCGGCGCAUCACGGGUCACCCUCAGGGGGCCUCGCAGCUCCAGAGGGUCGGCCUGGGCCUGGGCAUAUCGAUCCUCUCUGUGGCCGUCGCAGGAGUUUUCGAGAGGUACAGGAGGGAGUUCGCCAUUAGACAUGGGUACCAGUCCAUCUUCUUGACUGCCAUGCCGGAUCUGACCGUCUUCUGGUUGCUGAUCCCCUACUGCCUCAUUGGGUUAGCCGAGGUUUUUGCCAUAGUAGGGCUUCUGGAGUUCCUCUACCAGGAAGCUCCCGACGCCAUGAAGAGCAUCGGGUCGUCUUACGCCGCUGUGGCCGGAGGACUGGGCUGCUUCUGCGCCACUCUCUUGAAUAAAAUCGUGAAGUCGCUCACCGGGAACGACGCCGGCGGGCGGCCUUCGUGGCUCUCCCAGAACAUAAAUACCGGGAGAUUCGACUACUUCUACUGGCUGCUGUCGUUCUUGAGUUUUCUCAAUUUCUGUGGCUUCAUAUUUUGCGCUCAGAGAUACAAGUACAGGAGGACCCGGACCCCUUCUGCAAUGGAGCUCUUCAACACGAGCAAGACUGCGGGACACGGCUAG